GGAGAGAGAGAGAGACUCAUGAAGAUUUAAUUACUUAUAAUUGCAAGUGUGCAAAUUUUCACCUAUUAUUUAAGAUUCUAAUGAGGGUAGUUACUAAUAUUUUUCCUUUUUGCAGACUCUUCUCUGUCGGAAGAGACCAUUCAAAAGAUUUUAUCUGGAAAUGAAGUCAGUUUAGAUGAACUAUCUGCAGAAGAAAUGAAGCAUCUCCAAAGAGUAGUUGCAUCUGGAGAAUUAAGCAAAAUGAUACAUCCUUGGGAGCCCUGGUGGUCCAAGCAUUCUGCAACAACGAUUUCUCUCAGCCAAGAGGGAACAAAGCUUGUGCAGCCACUUCAUGAGGAAGAUGUCAGAAAAUCCGCAGAAGAUAAUUCUGAAAGCGUUGAAUCAACUAUUAUACCGCCUGGGCCUGAAACUCCACUGCCACCUAUCAGCAAAUUGAGUUCCAUGGCGCCAUCCCCUCUUUUAGCAGUUCACUUGGUUGAUACUAUAUACUCCUAUUGCUUCACUCUACGUUUCUACAAUGGGGAUUGGCAAUCUGAUGCCCUUGGUGCGGCCAUGGUGGUAUUGAAUGUCUCCUUUGUCUUGGGUGAAGGUGGACAGCCAGAGACAGUAUCACAAGCACUUUCCCAUUGUUUGGAGCAGACAUGCUCACCUGCUUACAGGCAUGUAGGUGGCUUGAAUUUUGGGUUAUGUCUUAUUGAUGAUGUAGUGAAGCUACUUUCUCUAGGUGGAGCUGCUUUAGUGUGCCUGCUCUGUGAUCUACAGAGGCUGAUUCAGGCUGGACUGAGGGAGUUGAAGGCUGAAAAACCUAGGAAGCUGAAAAGGGUGGAAGUGGGGACUAAGCUUAAGCUUGCUGAGAAGAAGGUUUACUUUUUGAUGUGUUGGGUCCAUGGGCAACCGAAGGAAUUUUGGUCCUCAUUGAUGGCCAUUGUUGGGGUGGAGAAGGAUUUAAUUGCAUCUUUAAGACAUGAGGGUGGUCAUGUAAAAGUGGAUGCGAAGCCAAAAUCCAAGGGGAAGGUCAUAAUUGAGGAGGUUUAGGGAAUCCCUCCCUGGAACAGGUAAAUGUAAACAGUUUUGUAUAAAUGGCUAAAGUUAAACUUGUCAUGUAACACGACUUAAUUAAUUGAGAUGUGCAUUAUCCAAUAAACGUAUAUAAUCCCCAUUAUUGGUUAUCAUUUA
Molecule: messenger RNA, 1176 nt
Organism: Macadamia integrifolia
Lineage: Eukaryota; Viridiplantae; Streptophyta; Magnoliopsida; Proteales; Proteaceae
Product: zinc finger HIT domain-containing protein 2
Exons: 2
Coding region: 196-1035 (279 amino acids)
Source: RefSeq, a predicted model, not a curated record